This is a messenger RNA of Carassius auratus (goldfish), 1511 nucleotides long. It is a transcript of the gene lrrc69, whose product is annotated as leucine rich repeat containing 69. The record is from RefSeq and is a predicted model, not a curated record. Gene Ontology annotation, cellular component: cytoplasm. Gene Ontology annotation, molecular function: protein binding. NCBI's taxonomy places the organism in Eukaryota, Metazoa, Chordata, Actinopteri, Cypriniformes, Cyprinidae. Bases 71 to 1114 code for a protein of 347 amino acids. The transcript has 7 exons.
CAGCAUUAGGUGAGAAACUGCGUUGCAUCUCCAUAGAAACGUGGAGAAAGUUGGCUAUGCAAGUGUCAAAAUGGUAAACGAUUCAAUUAUCAAAGCGUUAAAGACGAAAUCAAAGUCACUUAAUUUGAGUUGUAGGAAAAUUACACAUCUUCCAGAAGUUUUUGCGAGGCUAACAUGGAUUGUUGUAUUAAAGUUGAAUAAUAACUACCUGUCGAGUCUGCCGGCUGAACUGAUGUGUCUGCAAAAGUUGACAGAGCUCAAUCUGGGAAAUAAUGUUCUUGAGGAGAUCCCACCCGUGUUAAAACACUUCAGUUGCCUAAAUAAACUGUAUUUAUAUGGAAACAGAAUCAGGCUUUUGUCACCAGAGGUGUUGGAGGGUCUACCAAACCUUCAGCUUCUCAAUUUGAACCACAAUAAAAUCAAAGUCAUUCCUGCAGAAAUACAACGGCUGUGUAGUCUAAAAAGCAUUAGUGUCACAGACAAUCUUUUGCAGCAGAUUCCAGCUGAACUGGGCUUGAUGAAGUGUUUGACUGAGAUUAACUUCACUAAUAAUGAACUGACUCAAAUACCACAGCAGUUAUACAAUUUACCACAGCUGAGGAAAUUGGAUUUGGCCCGAAACAACCUGACAGAACUACCAGAGGGCGCCCUUGGAUGGAAAAAUCUGAAGAUCUUGGAUGUUGCAGGAAAUCGUUUAUCUGUGUUUCCAGUUGGUUUUCAGUUUCUCACAUUGGAGGAACUAUUCUUUGAAGGAAACAGUAUAGAUCCAUUCACACUGAUGGAGUCUGUUCAAGAGAAAGAAGUCCUCACCUUAAAAGAGCUCUCAGCCAGGCUGAUCCUCCAGCAGAGCACUAAUAAGUUGUCAGUGGUGUCCAGAGCUCUGCCAGCAUACCCAGAGCUGCAGGACAUGCUGUCUCACUGGGGCCAGUGUGCUCUGUGCUCACAGCCCUUCCUCACAACCUGGCUGGAGUGUGUGCAGUUCAUCAACACCAGGAAGGUAUCAGCUCAUUCUGCAGAACACCAGUGUUCACCAUUCAGUGUCUGUGGCAGUCAGUGCACAGAAGAAGUGCCGUUGCUGAAAAUCGGCAGGACAUGCUUCACUCAGGAUGUUUGAUGACAUUUUAAUAGUUUGACAACCUGACACUUGCAUAAUAGCUGUUUAAUAUGCCUCAGGCACACAGACAGCAUUUGUUAAGUGAAUCAACAAAGAUUAACAGAGUCACAAUUUAACUUAUGCUCCUGAUUAGUAAAUAUUAGCCAAAACAACAGUGCCAAUGUGUUACUACUUUUUUUCCUGUAUGUUCCACAUUGCAUGUAAACAAAAGUAGAAGAGAAUAUUAGACUAUCUUUUCAGAGUAACCAGAGUCUGUUCUUUUGUCUUUGAACAGCAGAUGGGGAUGAAAAGCUCUCAGUCUGUUCCAGUCAGAGUUCUGCUGUGUUCCUACGACUGCUUCAACAGAGAUGAGCACCAGUGUUAUGGGCUUGUACGAUUAUAAAUAAAAAAAUGCAUC